Xenia sp. Carnegie-2017 is the source of this 1036-nucleotide messenger RNA. Its product is annotated as dual adapter for phosphotyrosine and 3-phosphotyrosine and 3-phosphoinositide-like. NCBI's taxonomy places the organism in Eukaryota, Metazoa, Cnidaria, Anthozoa, Malacalcyonacea, Xeniidae. The coding region runs from base 7 to 822 and encodes 271 amino acids. The transcript has 9 exons. The record is from RefSeq and is a predicted model, not a curated record.
ACAAAAAUGGCUUCGAAUUUCUCUAAUGGAUUGCAUCAACCAGAGCAAGUCACACAGUGCGAACAACCGGCAGACUCUAACUCUGCAAUGUCCAAUACAAUGCCUUAUGCUGAAGUGGAGAAAAUCAGUUGGUAUCACCCCAACAUGACUCGCCAUUUAUCUGAAGGAUUAUUAAUGGCAAAUGGUGAUGACGGCAGUUACCUUUUAAGACCAAGUAAAAAAUCUGGACAGCUUUCUUUAUCAGUCAGGUGUGCAAACUCCGUAAAGCAUUUUGCAAUUGGAUGGGAUGGUCAAAAAUAUACAUUUGGCAUGGGGAAAUUUGAUUGUUUGGCUGAAUUUGUUGAACAUUUUGAGAACAAACCACUUAUUGGUGGUGAUUCAGGUGUCCUAACAUUGCUGAAAUAUCCAUAUCCUCGUGAUAUAGAGGAACCAGACAAUUAUGACACUGUGAGAAUUCAUGCAGUAUGGGGACGAGAAAGGGACAAGGAUGACCAUAAAGGCAACACUCCAAUUGCUACUCAUGAAGGUUUCCUUACAAAGCAAGGUGGUAGAGUGAAGAGUUGGAGAACUAGGUAUUUUGUUGUUGUUGGCACAGAUUUAAAAUAUUUCAAAGCAAAAGAUGAUGAACUGCCACUAAGGACUUUAGAUUUGACAAAUUGCAAAGAAGUCUCUGAAGAUCACACACAAGGCAAAUCUAAUUGUUUUAAAAUUGUAAUGCCUAGUCGAACCUUUUAUUGUUAUGCAAGUACAAGACAGGAAGCUGAUAAAUGGAUGAAGUUAUUGCACUGGAAAAUGAAACCAUCAAAACAAAACAAGGCAUGAGACAAACAUUGCUAUGAUGUUUUUAGCUCACAAAAGUAUUGAUUACACAUCUAUCUGAGCAAAUUGUACAGUUCAAACAGACAUCAAUUAUUUAUAACCUGUCCACAUUCACAUGAUUUUUUUAUGAAAUUUCUUAUGAAUCACAAAUCAGUUGCUGAAUUUAUAAAAUUUGUACAAAUGGAUGAGCUUCUAAAUUAUAAUUUUAUGAUGAUUU